CGGACGUGAGGUCAGUGGCCAGACAGGAAGUGGUGUGUGCACUGAGAAGCGAUGGAGGCGGCGGGAGAAAGAGCGCUGCCCGCAAGGGAUUCUGAGAGAGACAUCCCUCAUGAGAAGGAGGCCAUGGGAUUGUCUUCUAGCACCAGCAGGGGUGAUGCGGAAGUGAUCCAGGAUGUGUCUGUGGGCGGCCGGACGACUAAGGAGGACGACACAGUGGAGACUGAGAAGGAGAACCUGAACUUUUCUCCUCCUGCUCGAGGGCUGACAGGUCAUGCAUCCAAGUCCUUCCCAGCUCCUCCAUCUUUGUCCUCUUCACCUCUUUCCAGCAGAGCAAAGAUGUCUCUUACUGGGGCUGGAAAGACGCCUCACAACACACAAUCCCUGGCCAUGAGACUGCUGAAUAUUAACCGGGAAGGAGCAGACAAAGUGCAUCGUGCAAGGAAGACCAUCCCACGGGCCGGCGGUAUGGCGGGAGAUGGGAUGUUCUUUUCAGACGGAGAGAAACAUGGCAUAAGGAACAGAAACAGCCCAGAUUCUACUCAGAAAAGAACUAGCGCCUUGCGUGAUGCUACUAUGCUCGCUGCCAUGUCAAAGGACUCUGAGGAACCUUCAGUGCCUUCCUCCCCAGCUCCAGGAUCUUCCCGGGAACCUGACGGCAUGGAGGGUGAUGACUGGGAGCCUGAUGUUGGGACAGAGUUCAGCCUUUUCUAUGACAGCAUGUCUAUGGAGGACCAAAUGGACACGGACAGUAAGGAGGAAGAGGAGGAGGAAGAGGAAGAAGAGUCUGGGAAUCAGUCAGAAAGGAGCACCAGCAGCCUUAAAAGGAAAAGCAAAAAGAAAUGGAAGAUGGACAAGGCCUGGCUGAAACCAACGAGGAAAAGGAAGAGGCGAGAGAGGGAGAAACCUGGAACAGCUGCUAGUACUGUAGGGGGAUCACAAAGUGAGUACACAGAGGUGCCUCUGGGAUCCCUGGAUCUGCCUAGUGAGGGGACUCUGUCUCCCAAUCACACAGGUGUUUGCAAUGAGUCGAGCUCUAUGGACACUGAGCGCUUUGAAGAACUUCCCCUUUGUAGCUGUCGUAUGGAGGCUCCUAGCGUGGAGAGAGUCUGUGAGCAAUCUAACAAUAUGUGUAUGGCCACUGAGAGUGUCGAUGGAGAGCUCAGUGGAUGUAAUGCUCCCAUCACCAAGCGGGAGACCAUGCGUCCUUCCAGCAAGGUACCUCUCAUGGUCCUAUGUGAAAGCCACCGUGCCAGAAUGGUCAAACAUCACUGCUGCCCCGGAUGUGGAUACUUCUGCACCAGUGGGACGUUCCUGGAGUGCCAUCCAGACUUCAGGAUCAAUCAUCGCUUUCACAGGGCCUGUGUCUCUCCUUUAAAUGGAAUCAUUUUCUGUCCUCACUGCGGUGAGGAUGCGUCCGAAGCGGAGCAGAUAACUGUAGCAAAAGCCGAUACCCCUGUGCCUGUUCCUGCCCCACCUCCGCAUGAUGGCAGUGGGCCGGGAAGGGCAGACACUACACAGCCCAGUGCACGGAUGAGCGGUGUAGGUGACGGUAAACGUUCCCUUGAUGAUUCAGCCCUCAAUGCUGACGGCCCUUCUGUUCUUCUACCAUCUGGGGCGUCUCUCAGUACUGCCGGUCUGCCCCCUGGUCCUGCCCGUGAUGCCCUACAGAAAGCCUUGCUGUCCCAAGAGACUGACAAUCUAAACCAGCAAAAGCGAGAAGGAAGAAGCAGAAAGAAGAUCCGCUACAACUCCAGGCAGCUCUACCUUAGUGUCAAGGCUGGGGAGUUGCAGAAAGUCCUGCUCAUGUUAAUGGAUAACCAAGACUCCAAUUUCCUGAACGAUCAGCAGUUAAAGAGAAGCCCCCUCCACGCUGCCGCACAGAGAGGAAGUCUGGAGCUGUGUCAUAUCCUCGUACAGGCGGGUGCCAACUUCAACGCCAAUGACAAGGUUCUCCGUACCCCUCUUCUAGAAGCCAUUGUCAACAAUCAUUUGGAAAUUGCCAAAUAUUUGGUUCAAUGUGGCGCUUGUGUGUACCACCAGGAGGAGGAUGGCUCUACCUGCCUUCACCAUGCAGCCAAAAGUGGAAAUCUGGAGAUGCUGUGUUUCCUGCUUUCCACGGGUCAGGUCAAUGUAAAUGCUCAGGAUAAUGGUGGCUGGACACCUAUUAUCUGGGCUGCAGAGCACAAGCACAUUGAUGUCAUUCGGACGUUGCUGACCAGGGGGGCAGAUGUUACUUUGCAGGACAAUGAGAAAAACAUCUGCUUACACUGGGCAUCCUUCACCGGCAGUGCUGAGAUUGCUGAGGUACUACUCAAUGCACAGUGUGAUCUGCAUGCUGUGAACUUCCAUGGGGAUACGCCACUGCACAUAUCCGCUCGGGAAGGCUACAUCCACUGUGUAAAUCUGUUCCUGUCUCGUGGAGCUGACACAGAGAUUCGGAAUAAUGAAGGCGACACGCCGUGUGACCUAACCCUGGAGCACACAGACGUCUGGUACGCCUUACAGCUCAAUCGUAAGAUCCGGCAAGGUAUCCUGAACAGAGCGGUCCGCACGGAAAGGAUCAUCUGCAAGGACAUUGCUCAUGGUUACGAAAAUGUCCCUAUUCCUUGUGUGAAUGGAGUGGAUGAAGAACUUACACCGGACGACUAUAAGUACGUGUCCGAGAACUGUGAAACGUCGGCCAUGAGCAUUGACCGAAACAUAACUCACCUGCAGAAUUGUAGCUGCCAGGACGACUGUUCUUCUAGCAAUUGCCUUUGCGGACAACUGAGUAUCCGCUGCUGGUAUGAUAAGGACGGUCGUCUUCUACAGGAGUUUAACAAGAUUGAGCCUCCACUUAUCUUUGAAUGUAACCAGGCCUGUGCCUGCUGGCAGACGUGUAAGAACAGAGUGGUGCAGAGCGGCAUCAAGGUCCGGCUGCAGCUUUACCGUACAGCGAAGAUGGGCUGGGGAGUGCGAGCUCUGCAGUCCAUUCCUCAGGGAACCUUUAUCUGCGAGUAUGUGGGGGAGCUGAUCUCCGAUGCAGAGGCUGAUGUCCGAGAAGAUGAUUCCUAUCUCUUUGACCUGGAUAACAAGGAUGGGGAGGUGUACUGCAUAGAUGCCCGAUACUAUGGAAAUGUCAGCCGCUUCAUUAAUCACCUGUGUGAGCCCAACCUGAUCCCCGUACGAGUCUUCAUGUCACACCAGGAUCUGCGUUUUCCACGUAUCGCCUUCUUCAGUGGUCGGGACAUCAAAGCAGGAGAGGAGCUUGGGUUUGAUUACGGCGAUCGUUUCUGGGACAUCAAGAGCAAAUACUUCACUUGUCAGUGCGGAUCAGAGAGGUGCAAGCACUCGGCGGAAGCCAUCGCCCUGGAGCAGAGUCGCCUCGCUCGGAUCGAGGUUCCCGAUUCGGUGCCAGUGUCUGCCGCCGCCGCCCCUAUUCCUCCUCCUCCUCCUCAGCCCGUUUGAUAGUUUAGACUCUUUAAUGUUGGAGCCUAGUUCAAGAGGAACCCUGCAGAGCUUCUCUCCUCCAGUCCUGGGGAUCCUGCAGAGCAUCACACUGCUCACCAAUGUCCGGCCCAAGGACUCGGUGUAGUGAUCUUGCAGAGCGUUGCUCUGUUCGCCGUUCUCCUGCCUGAUCGUUGUCUUGUAAAUCGUCCAGUCUCAUGAAUAAAAUAAAGA
Molecule: messenger RNA, 3660 nt
Organism: Hyla sarda
Lineage: Eukaryota; Metazoa; Chordata; Amphibia; Anura; Hylidae
Gene: EHMT2
Product: euchromatic histone lysine methyltransferase 2
Exons: 28
Coding region: 52-3447 (1131 amino acids)
Cellular component (GO): nucleus
Molecular function (GO): histone methyltransferase activity; zinc ion binding; protein-lysine N-methyltransferase activity
Source: RefSeq, a predicted model, not a curated record